AUGCUCCUUCUUAGGGGAAUACAGCAGCAGCAACAGCAGCAGCUGCUGCUGUUGCAGCUGCGAGGCUUCACACUGCUGCAGCAGCAGCAACUGCAGCAGCAACUGCAGCAGCAACUGCAGCAGCAGCAGCAGCAGCAUCUGCUGCUGUUCCGUCGUAACCUCCAUGGCUUACACGGCCGUUGGUCUUCUCGCCUCUCUCGUAUGAGGCAGCAGCAGCAGCAGCAGCAGCUAAUAUACAAAGAAAAGGAGAAAUCUAUACACACUGCAGCAGCAGCAGCAACAGCAGCAGCAGCAGCAGCAGCAGCAGCAGCAGUAGCAGCAGCAGCAGCAGCUCGCCCCACAGCCACCGAAAUAAUAUUUAUUCAGCUGCAGCAGCAGCAGCAGCAGCAGCAGCAGCAGUCGGAUGAGGAGCGUCGUAGCGUGCUGCAGCAGCUGCUGCUGCGGCUCGAUGAAAGCUUCAAGCAGCAGCAGUCUGAGUGGCUGCCGCUGCAUGCGCAGCGGGGAGGAGGGAGAGCAGCAAAGGGGCUGCUGCAGCAGCUGUGGGCCCCCCCCAGCAGCAGCAGCAAACACCAGCAGCAGCAGCAGCAACAGCAGCAGCAGCAGCAGCAGCGGGAGCGGUGGAGGCAGCAGAGUUGGUCUCUUGCUGCUGCGAAGACAGCUUUGAAUGCAUCUGCUGCUGCUGCUCCUUCUGCAGCAGCAACAGCAGCAGCAGCAGCAGCAGCAGCAGCAGCAGGAGUUGCUGCUGUUCGUCGAUCAGAGGACCUAAGCUGCAUUGAAUCUCUCUAUUUGCUGCUGCGGUUCGUCCGCAGCAGCAAGGACUGGCGGUUUGUGCUGCUGCUGCUGCAGCUGCUGCAUAACUUUGGAAGGCUCAGCAGCAGCAGCAGCAGCAGCAGCAGCAACUGCAGCAACACAGCAGAGCUAGCUACCAGAGUUGCUGCUGCUGCUGCUAUAUGCAAUCGAUAUGAUGAAGCUUCAGCUUUACCGCAGCAGCAGAAGCAGCAGCAACAACAGCAGCAGCAGCAGCAGGAGCAGCAGCAGCAGCAGCAGCAGCAACAACAGCAGCAGCAGCAGCAGCAGCAGCAGCAGGAGCAGGAGCAGCAGCAGCAGCAGCAGCAGCAGCAGCAGCAGCAGCAGUUUGUGUUUUGUCUGUAUGAUGAUGCGCUCGCCCUGGGCGUCGCUUUGCCUCAAUCAGCACAUCUGCUGCUGCUAGAGCUGCUGCUGACGCGUGCUGCUGCUGCUGCUGCUGCUGCUGCUCCUGCUGCUGAGACAGCGGCAUCUGAAGCAGCAGCAGCUGCUGCACCAGCAGAUGCAGCAGCAGCAGCAACAGAAGAAGAAGAAGGAGCAGCAGCAGCAGCAGCAGCAGCAGCAGCAGAGAAUGAUUUUACUGCAGCAGAUUACCUGCGGAUGGCGAAGAGAGUUUGGCAGCCGUUUGCUGCCUCCGCGGGGUUUGCUGCUGCAGGCCUGGAUGACACUGCUAGAGCCAAAGUUAGAAUUGCUGCUGCUGCUGCUGCUGCUGCUGUUGCUGCUGUUGCUGCUGCUGCUGUUGUUGUCACUGGUGUUGGCGGUGGUUGGAAAUCUCGUAGUCAAAACAUUCCACCCAUGAAGCAGCAAAUUGCUGCUGCUGCUGCAGCAGCAGCAGCAGCAGCAGCAGCAGCAGCAGCAACAGCAGCAGCAGCAACAACAGCAACAGCAGCAAUAACAGCAGCAAAAAUAGCAAUUGUAGAAGCAACUGCAACAGCAGGGGUAGCAGCUGCAGCAGCAGCAGUUGCUGCUACAGUUUCUGCUGCAGUUGCUGCUGCAGCUGCAGCAGGAGCUGCUGCUGCAGCUGCUGCUGCAGCUGGACAUGCUACUGAAGCUGCUGCUGAUGUAGCUGGUGUUGCAGCAGAUCAGCUGGACAUGCUACUGAAGCUGCUGCUGAUGUAG
This is a messenger RNA of Eimeria mitis, 1923 nucleotides long. RefSeq lists its product as uncharacterized. The coding region runs from base 1 to 1923 and encodes 640 amino acids. The transcript is spliced from 9 exons. The record is from RefSeq and is a predicted model, not a curated record. NCBI's taxonomy places the organism in Eukaryota, Apicomplexa, Conoidasida, Eucoccidiorida, Eimeriidae.